CCGCACGAGGGCGUGUCGGUCGUAGGAAAGCGUCCGCCAUUUUCUUUUAUUUCCGAUCGAAAUUCUUCGCCAAUUUUCCUGACGUAUGGCGUCAUUUAACAUGACAGUUGAUUGUACAGCAACGUCCGUUUCCGGUGCUAAUAUAAAAAGUUCACAAAACCGCCUUCUGAUCAAGAAUGGUCGUGUUGUCAACGAUGAUGGAAUGGAAGACGCAGACGUAUACGUCGAGGAUGGAAUAAUUAAGCAAAUGGGUCGCAACCUCAUCAUCCCGGGCGGCACCAGGGUGAUAGACGCGACCGGCAAGCUAGUGUUACCAGGCGGUAUCGACCCUCACACGCAUUUAGAGCUGGAGAUGAUGGGCGCGAAGACAGCUGACGACUUCUACACGGGGACCAGGGCAGCGGUCGCGGGCGGUACCACUACCGUCAUUGACUUCGUGUUGCCUCAAAAAGGCCAGUCUCUUAUUGAAGCUUACAACCACUGGAGAGAGAAGGCAGAUAAUAAGGUAUGUUGCGACUACGCGCUGCAUGUUGGCGUUACCUGGUGGUCUCCCGCCGUUGCUAAGGAGAUGCAGCAGCUCUGCUCCGAAGAGUACGGCGUCAACUCCUUCAAAAUGUUCAUGGCGUAUAAAGACACCUGGAUGCUGGAUGACUACCAUCUGUACAUUGCUAUGGAGACCUGCAAACAGUUGGGAGCACUACCGAUGGUGCACGCAGAAAACGGGCACAUAAUCGCUCGUAACACAGAGAAGUUGCUGGCGGCGGGAAAGACGGACCCUGAGGGACACGAGCUGUCCCGUGAUGAAGAGGUCGAAGCUGAGGCUGUCAACAGAGCCUGCGUCAUCGCCAAUCAGGCCAACAGUCCUCUGUACAUAGUUCACAUGAUGUCCCGCAGCGCGGUGAAGGCGCUGGAGAACGCGCGCCCGAGACAGAAGCAGCCUGUGUAUGGAGAAACUCUCGCAGCUACUGUUGGCACUGACGGCUCGCACUACCGCAACGCGUGCUUCCGUCACGCGGCAGGUCAUGUAAUGUCCCCUCCCCUGCGCCCCGACCCUGACACCCCGCAAGCCAUGCUAGAGGCCCUCGCAGAGUGA
Papilio machaon (common yellow swallowtail) is the source of this 1093-nucleotide messenger RNA. RefSeq names its product dihydropyrimidinase (gene CRMP). Bases 86 to 1093 code for a protein of 335 amino acids. The transcript is spliced from 8 exons. Gene Ontology annotation, cellular component: cytosol. Gene Ontology annotation, biological process: pyrimidine nucleobase catabolic process. Gene Ontology annotation, molecular function: dihydropyrimidinase activity. The record is from RefSeq and is a predicted model, not a curated record. Lineage: Eukaryota; Metazoa; Arthropoda; Insecta; Lepidoptera; Papilionidae.